Messenger RNA from Lodderomyces margitis, 900 nucleotides. RefSeq names its product tRNA splicing endonuclease subunit. The transcript has a single exon. Gene Ontology annotation, molecular function: nucleic acid binding; tRNA-intron lyase activity. Gene Ontology annotation, cellular component: tRNA-intron endonuclease complex. The record is from RefSeq and is a predicted model, not a curated record. Bases 1 to 900 code for a protein of 299 amino acids. NCBI's taxonomy places the organism in Eukaryota, Fungi, Ascomycota, Pichiomycetes, Serinales, Debaryomycetaceae. Gene Ontology annotation, biological process: tRNA-type intron splice site recognition and cleavage; tRNA splicing, via endonucleolytic cleavage and ligation.
AUGCAAAAUGAUAUAACUACGCAUAUGACAUCACUAAAUGAAACACAACCGCCAACAUCAAUAGAUCCAGCUUUGAAACAACAUACAUAUGUUCUGCCUAUUCUUCUACCUGUUAUUAGUCCAUCAUCAAACCCUGAAGUUCUUGUAUUCAAUCUUGAUGAUAUAAAGCAACUCCGCAACAAUUGUCACAUUUUAGGCGUUUUAAUCGGUACAUUACAACAAUACCCACAACAGAACAUAUUUUUAUCGGUGCCGUUAAAAUUAAACAUCUAUGAAGUUUUAUGGUUGGUUGAAUAUCAAUAUGCCAUUUUAAUUGACCAAUUGGCGUAUCGUAGUGCUAGGUUAAAAUUGCAACAGGAGUCCUUGCAGGGGGGCAUAGUAGAGAAUGAUAAUUUGACAAAGAAUAAUAUCUUGGUUACGGAUAAUUGCGAAUCUGAUCGUGAUUCGAACCUAGCUCAAUCGUUUGCAGUACCAAUCAAAUCAUACUUGAAUGCAUACUUUAGGCACAAUAACGACCGAAAAAGUCUAGAUCAAUUUAUCAAGCAUUAUAAAUAUUACAAGUUUUUACAAAAUCAUGGGUUUUAUAUCAAUCCGGGGUUGAAAUUCGGGGGUGAUUUGGUGAUUUAUCCGGGGGACCCAUUGCGGUACCAUUCUUAUUCGAUGGUCAAGUUUGAUGUGGUUGAUAUGUAUGAUAUUAUUGUUGGUGGACGAUUGGCUACUAGUGUGAAGAAGAACUUGAUCUUGAUGGAGUUGAAGGGUGAGGGAAAAAAUGAGAAUAGUAAAAAUGAUGGUGAUGAAGUUUGUGUUGAUGAUAAGUUUUUGGAGGCAUUGUUUGAUGAUGAUGAUGAUGAUGAUGAUGAGCCAAUGUGUUUUUCUAUUGAAUGGGCAGGAUUUGGAUAA